Messenger RNA from Lucilia cuprina (Australian sheep blowfly), 8529 nucleotides. It is a transcript of the gene Ubr3, whose product is annotated as E3 ubiquitin-protein ligase Ubr3. Gene Ontology annotation, molecular function: zinc ion binding; ubiquitin protein ligase activity. The record is from RefSeq and is a predicted model, not a curated record. NCBI's taxonomy places the organism in Eukaryota, Metazoa, Arthropoda, Insecta, Diptera, Calliphoridae. The coding region runs from base 1631 to 8209 and encodes 2192 amino acids. The transcript is spliced from 10 exons. Gene Ontology annotation, biological process: protein ubiquitination; ubiquitin-dependent protein catabolic process via the N-end rule pathway. Gene Ontology annotation, cellular component: cytoplasm; ubiquitin ligase complex.
UCAAAAGAGAAUUAGGAAAAAGUUUCUCAACAAAAGUUUCCUAGUGCGGACGAGGUCUAACAAAUGUUAGAUUAAUGAUAACAAUUACAUAAUAUGAUUUUUCAAAGAUCUUUCGAUAGAUAGCCAUAAUAGCUGAGACAUGUCCAAUUCUAUAGCAAUAGAGAUUUCUGAAUAGAGCAGACAAAUAGUUUUCCAUUUUUGUGCAAGUCAGCUUGAUUUGCUGAAAUUCAUAUUUGAUAAUUUUUAAUAAAAAAAGUCCAAAGUUCUUUUCAACAAAAAAGUUCCCACAAAAAUCACAGUUUUUUACCCUCUUAUUUAUAUCUACUACUAAAACAAUACAACCCUGCAAGGCCGACGUACGAAUGACAUUUCAAAUGUACAAUAUCCCAAUUUUUUUUUUAUUCUGCUGACUUCGUUUGUCCUACCUUUUCUCUUUAAGACAAGUCGUUUGAGGAAUUUCACAGAAAUGCGUUGCAAUUUCAAUAAAUUUUUAUGCAAAAACAGCUAUUGAACGGGAAUAAAUAGAAAUAACUUGAAUAAAGUGUGUUUAACAAUAAUAAAAACUAAAAAUCAAUAGCAAAUAAAUGAAAAACUAGUGAAAAAACCGAAACGUGGUAAUACACGAAUAAAAGCAGAAAAAAAUUAAAACAGUUUUUUUUUAACUAAAUUUGGUAUAAAACAAAUUGAAGUGAAGAAGCAAAAAUUUAGAGAAAGAAAAAAAAGAGUCAAUUGAGUGAGCCAAAUAGCAGAAAUAAGAAAAAAAACGAGCGAAGAAGUGCAAAAAAAAAUUAAAGAAAUAUCAGAAAAAAAAUCAGAAGUGGAGUUAUAGAAAUAGAACAAAUAGAAAGAAUAAUUCUUUUGUUUGUUCGUUGCCAAAUUUGCAAAAAAAUAAAAAUUAAAAUUCAAUAAAAUAAACGAACGGCUCAUAGUUGCAGUGCGUAAGAGUGUUUCCUUUUUAGCAAAGAAAAUUGUAACAUGAAAAGAAUGUUUUAAUUUAAGAAGCAAAUUAUAAAUAAAAAUAUUUUAAUUCUCAAAUUAAAGCUAAGUUCUUGUGUAAAAGGCCGUGGCCAGUUUUGGUUAAAUUUGUCAUUUCUUUUACACAUUUCUGGGAACACGCCUUUUUUAAUAUUUCCAUAAAUAACGAAUGAAUUUCAUUAGUGCAUUGCUUCGUUUAAUUAUUAAAAUCUUUAUAUUUUGUGAUGUGUUGAUUUGUUUCGACUAAAAAAAUUACUAAAUCAUAUUAAAACUUGUUCUAAAACUGCUAAACCAAAAAAAAAACAACAACAAUAACAACUACAGCACACAAAACUAAAAUUAUUUGACGUUAGUGUAGACGUCGACGUUAACCGUCACCUUCAUACACAACAACAGCAACAACAACAACAACCACUACAAAAUAACAUUGCAAAGCAGCAACAAAAUUAUCAAAGCAGCUACCACAACAACAACAAGAAAAAUAUACUGCCGUUUGCUAACUAACUAAUAACAACAAUAAUAAAUAAAAAAAUAAAAUAAAAAUAGAAAUAGCAAUAGCAACAAACCUGUCAAAAAUAAACGUCAUUUAAACUUGAUUUUCUUUUUAACAACAAACCGAGCGCACUACAACCAAAACAAUUAUAAUUUCAACAAAAUGGAUGAAGAUGACAAUAAUUUGGACAACAAUCGAGCUAUUAUAAGUGCUGGCGAGGAAGAACCUCACGAAGAAGAUUUUGAUGAUGACGAUGAUUUACUCGACACCAUAGAAGUAACGGUGACCACAGAUGGUGCACCUUUACCACGUGAUGACAAUGAAGAUAUUGAAAUUAUAAAUUUAUCACCGCAACAAGCCGAACAACAACAACAACAAACACAACAAGCAGCAGGCAAUAUGUCGGCCGCCAACACUACUCACGACAAUACACAUGCUCCUGCGCUACUUAAUUUAAGUGAAGAUCUCCAUAAUGGUCCUUGGGAUAGAGAUGAAGUUAUGGAUUCUAUUAUGGCACAAUCUUAUGUUGGUCCUUCCACUUCUUCACGAGCAAAUGCUUUAAUUUCAGUUAUUUCCUCCUCUUCGGCUAAUAGCGCCGAGGGAGCAGCAGCAGCUAGCAGUAGUGGUGGUGGUGGUGCAGUGCCUAGCUAUUGUUUUGAUACCUCCUCUUUUUGUUCCCGUACACGCAAAGAAGUGGCUGCUCUCAUAGUGGCCGAAUGCUGCAGUGGUGGCCCUACACCCGAUUUGAAUUACAUUAUGGAUAGAUUUUUUAAUCCCAGCACACCUAUCGAUAAUCCCGAUAAUAUAUCAUGGAUACGUUGGCUCAUUGCUGGUGGUCGUACUAUAAGCGAUUUUGUGAAAAUUGUUCGAAGUUACGAUAAUCAUGCCAAAUGUGGUCUAGUUUGGGUUCCACACGUGGUGGCCUAUAGAUGUCGUACUUGCGGCAUAUCACCUUGUAUGUCAAUAUGUCGAGACUGUUUCAAAAAGGGUGAUCAUACGAAUCACGACUUCAAUAUGUUUCUAUCACAAGCAGGCGGUGCCUGUGAUUGUGGCGAUACCUCAGUAAUGAAAGCUGAAGGCUUCUGCAGUGAUCAUGGCAUUAAUAAUCGCGUUAACAAAGAACCCGUACCAGCUAAUCUUUUAGCAGUUGCCGAGGCCAUAAUGCCAAAAUUAUUAUUUCGUCUAUUACAACACUUUCGCGAACACAGUGACGCUACGUCACAGUCAUUCAUCGUGGUUGCCCAACUAUGUGAACUAUUUACGAAUAUGUUAAUCGAUUUGAAUAAUAUGGGCGAAAUAAUGCGUAAAGUAAUGACGAGGGCACUCAUCAGUCAAGAGGUCUAUAAACAAUUCGCUGAUGUCAAUUGCCUAAGUAGUAGACAUGCACGAGUCUUAAAAAAGAAUCGUGAAAAAUAUGAAGAGGCUGUUAAUCGUUUCCCCAGACCAGAACCGCCUGAUGAUUAUAAACAUUUGCCGGCAUUGGGAGAGAAACUGGUGCACACUACCCUGCUGGAGGAGUUUAUUUUUUGGACAUUUAAAUUUGAAUUUCCACAAAAUUUAGUAUGUUUCCUACUCAACAUGUUGCCCGAUCAAGACUACAAGGUACACUUGACCAGAACUUUCGUAAUGCACUAUAGUCGCAUACCAUCGGUAUUGGAAAUGUCUAGGGAUCCGGAUACUUUAAGUAAUCGUGUGGUACACAUGAGUGUACAGUUGUUUUCCAAUGAAAGUUUAGCUUUAAAAAUGGUUAAUGAACUAUCGCUGCUACAUGUGAUGAUAAUUAGUUUAAAACUAAUGAUGUCCAAGAUACUCAUACAAAAUACUUUACAUGAUCCUAAGAAAAAUUUUCAUUUUGUUAUCGAUUGCACCCGCCAAGUUAUGAAAGAUCAUUGUUAUUGGCCAUUAGUGUCUGAUUUUAAUAAUGUCCUUUCCCAUGAAUCAGUGGCUUUGGUUUUUCUGCGUGAUGACAAUCUUAUUGAUAUGUGGUUUCAAUUUCUUUCCAUGCUGCAGGGCAUGAAUGUAAAUGUUCGUGAAACUGCUUCACAUGUAGAAUUUGAACCCAAUUCAUAUUAUGCUGCAUUUUCAUGUGAACUAGAAGCCAGUGCUUAUCCAAUGUGGUCAAUUAUUUCACAUCUACAGGAUGGUAAACAUGCUCAUUUGGCUAAAAAGAUUAUUACGUAUUGUGUUAAUAUGCUGCAUGAAUGGUUGGAUGCCAUUUAUUUUCCAGAACCAAAAAUUUCUCAAGAGGAAAUGUUGCAAGCUUCAUUUCAUUUUCCAUUACAUCGUUAUUUGGCUGCUUUUGUUUGUCAAGCGGUAACUAAAAUGGGAAUGUCAUUGUCGGAAGUUUUACCCACCAGAUCAUAUAUUUUACCUUUAUUGAUGAUGCAUCCUUUAAGAGUGCAGAGUUUUUUCUAUGAAAUUUUAGCCGGCAUUUGGGUGCGCAAUGGUCUACAAAUAAAAGGUCAAGCCAUGACCUAUAUACAGGCGAACUUUUGCAAUUCAAUGGCUGAUAUGGAUUUAUUCUUUCUACAGAUUUGUGCCACAAAUUUACCACAAUAUUUCUUUUUACAAAAUACCAUCGAACUAUUCGGUGUAUCACAAUGGCUGGAAACGGCGCCACUUAAACAACCACAAAAAAUGGAACAAACUUCAAUGCUUGAAGGUUUCUUAACAUUCCUAGCCACCUUGGUAACGAGUCGUACAAAUUUGGGUAAUGACGAGGCUACACAGUGUAUCAUUGAAAUAAGUGCUCUACUGGCCACUGAGAAUAAGACCCAUUCUCAGUUAUUGGAGCUAAUGCCCGAACGAUCGGGAAAUGUUCAUACUAAGAAUUUUGAAACAUUCUUAAAGAAAUUGUCGGUAUAUAAGGCGCCAUCAUCGGGUUCAGAAAAUUUAGAACAAGGUUUGUUUACACCCAUCGAUGAGGUGUGGGAGGAGUACUACGAUCCCUUACAUGUUCUCUUAAGAGCUGUUCACCGGCGAGAUUUCCAAUCAUCACUGGAUCGUUUUACCAACUAUGUAAAGUCUAAAAAUAAAAUGCCGGCUAGUGGUAAUUUAUGGCCACCUUUUAGAUUACCCCGCCCCGUAGGGCCCGCGUUCAGUGAUCCUUGUCGUAUAUUAAGUUCCCGAGUCUUCCAUUCAACCAUAUUGUCGAUUUUAUAUCGUGCUGUACAUUCGCGUGAUGUAUCAGAACAUUUACUGGCCUUAGCGAUAUUCCUAUUGGAAAUUGCCAUAGAAACGAGUGAGGAUACCAAGUCAACGGGCAAUGAUAAUGCUGCAGUAGUAGAAUGUGAAGAUCAACACAAGCCAUGCUAUCGUUUUGGCAUGCGUCGAGAUCCCCCUAAGCUCUUCAAAUGUUAUCCCACAGAUAAUCUUAGUUGUAACUUAAGACAUGUAGUGACAAAGAUUUCUUUGAAAUCCCAAGAACCUACAGUCACACCAGCCCACUAUAGAUCGAAUCCUUUCUAUCCGGAUGUAGAUUAUGAUAUAGAUGAUAAUACUGCUUCAGCUAUGGAAAUAUCUCCAGCUUGGCUAGAGAAUAUGGGUCGCAAUUUAAGUGUUGUACAUAGUACAUCGGCUCCAAAUGCAACAACAACUUCAACCGCUAUAGUGCCUAUGCGUUUACAAAACAUGGAAGUAGCUCUGCCAGCCGAUCUGUCAGUGGUGCCUGAAACUGGUCUAGUUAUAAGACAAGAUAGUCAAGACGAUGAUUCGAUACGUGAUGUAUCUAACGCUAUAGAAAGUGCUGGAGCCAAUUCUCCACCCAUGGAAUUCCGCUUUUCUUUGCAACCCAUAACUAUGGCAUCUGAUACAGGCAUGGAGGUGGUUUUACGUGAAGGACAAAAUCCCGGUCCAUCAACGAAUACUGCCAAUCAAACUAGAAAUCAGCAAGCAGCACAAAAUCAAAGACCCACACAAUCUGAAAUGUUCCCUCCUUCCACACCCAAUUCCAUAGGUAGCUUAAUACCCUUCCCUCGCGUACAACCCGUUGCAGUACCAAGUACAAAUAUGGAUGUUGUGCCCUCGAAUCCUACGCUCGGUGUUAGUGCCUUAGGAGCUCGCCGAGCAUUUGAUGCCAGCAAUCGUAAGCGUUCGGUAGACAAUGCCAUCGAUGGUCUCAGUAAAGAUGAAGUGAUUAUAGAAGAAAGUAUAUUGUCAUUACUACUCAAAUUACACUCACAAUUGAGUGGAACUUUAGAUAGUUUUUCAUGCACCGAUGCCGAUGAAGAGGAACAGGCGAAAGGUGAUUCUACGGCAUCGACUUCCUCAGCCAUGGAUGUAGACUGUGAAGGAUCCUCGGAACCUUCAACUUCUUCUGCUGCUGCUGCUGCAGCCUCUAGUCAAACCAAGAAACGUAAUAUUAAGGUAUCCGAUUCACGCAUUGGAGAUGGUCCCUACUUUAUAGGAAACCUUUUACUUAAGAUAGCGAAACAUGAUGAGACCUGUGCUCAAAACAUCGACGAGAUAAGACGUAAACUCUGGCCAAAUCAACGUGAAAAGCAGGCGGAAGCUAAGGCUAGAGAAGCUAAGGAAAAAGAGGAGCGUCGAAAGAGAGCACGUGAGAGACAAAUGAAAAUGAUGCAAGAUUUCGCUAACAAACAAAAAGAAUUCAUGCAAACUGCUGCUGCUAAUAAUAUGGAUGCAGGCAUGGAGGAGGAAGAAGACCUCUACGAAGAACAGCCCCGCGAAAAAGAAUAUGACUGCAUUAUUUGCAAUUGCACCACCCCCAGCACUGAAUCGAAUCCUAUUGGUCUCGUAGUGCUAGUAGAAUCAAGUGGCAUUGUCGGUCAUCGACGUAGGAUAACGGAACGACUACCACUUCCAUUGUCUCCAGAAGAUGAAGAAAGACUCAAGCAUAGUACACGUUUAGCCACAGAAUUCAAUAGACGCACCGAAAUUUUAAGUUUGAAAUUUGGCGAAGAAUCCUGGUAUCUAUCCAAUAAUAUGGCGUAUGAAAAUGGUGUCCAUGUGCAAUCGUGUGGUCAUCAUUUACAUUUAAGUUGCUUAGACGCCUACCUAAAGACUUUAUACGCCAGCCAAAGGCAGCACUUGCACGAAAGAGGCGAAUUUUAUUGUCCCGUUUGUAGGCAACUUUCCAAUUCUGUUUUGCCUCUAAGUCCGCAAUUAGAUCGUCCAACACCGGUUGUACGUUCCGGUGUACAGCCAUUCGAGCAGUUAGUGUCGGAAUUAACAAACCUGAUAAAGGAGAACGAAAGACCACCGACCUCAACAAAACUAUCCGAAGCAAUGGGUCGUGCAAUGGAAGACAUGACAAAUGUAACAAAUCGUAAAAUGAAACGAGUACCACCAACGUUCCGUAGUCUUUUCAUAUUUGUUACCUCAAUAGCUCGCACCAAUUUAGAGUCUGAAAUUAUACAACGUGGUGGUUCGUUAUGUACAACAAAUCCCACACGUUAUAAGCCAAAAAGAGACUGUAUUGUACCAUUGCUGCAUGUUCUUUCCGUACAUGUACGAGUGUUAGUCGAAUGGCCCUUAUGGAGUUCAUGGGCAUCGUUGGCCGGUAUGCCGGUAACAGAAAGUGCACCAGUGCCGUCACAUUGUCGUGAAGUAAUACCCGGUUUACUAGCAGAUCCAAUAGCCUUAUUACUGAAAUUUAUAUUAUUAGCACCAUUACAUUUAGAUCAGGAAUACUUCACUUGUAUGGUUAAGGUUAUGUACAAUUUAUUAUAUUAUCAAAUUGUUGUACAACUAUGCGUCACCCUUACCGAUCUCGAAUGUGAUUAUAUUUUGGCUAAUUUUAAUACCUCGCCAUCGGCUGAAUCUAAUACACUGUCUAGCCGACGUAAUUCUAUGCGUUCACCAAACAUGUCAUAUUUGGGACGUGCUAUGGCCUUAGUUUUGAAAAACACCAAUCGUCUGUCACAUCUUAGACGUGAUAGUAUACCUUCCACUUCGGCAGCCGCAUCUGCUGCUCUGGGCGCAAAUAGCGAAGACAGCUCGCUAGCUGGUGUAGAAGUCAAUCUUAAGUCAAUGGAAACACAGUUGCAAACACUAUGUCUACCAUUCCUACGUAUAGCGGCAUUAUUGCGUCAACAUUUAUACAGACACGAUAUGCCAGAAAUUUUAGCGCCAGGCCUGGAGUUUGUGCGUUUAGUUUACUAUUUAGAAUUAGUUACCGAUUCAAUGGAUUGGGAUUGUUUUAAUGCCUCAAAGGGUUUGUGUUUUAUACCCGGCACCGAAGAAUCUCUACCGAAAUUCUGGUGUGAACAACUGAUGAAUAUUAGACCACCAACGGAUACGGUGCGUGAAUUGGUUUUACUCAAUCAACAUGCUGCCUGGCAACAACCAAAACUUUUGGAAUUACCUAGAGAAUAUGAACGACUAUUUACGUAUUACCAUGAACGUCCAUGUCUUAAUUGCUAUAAAGUUCCCAAAGAAAGUUCCAUUUGUUUACUUUGUGGUACCAUAGUAUGUUUAAAACAGAAUUGUUGUGCUGAAAAUGAGUGCUGUGAAGCUGUUAGGCAUACAAUUACUUGUGGCGGUGGCAUUGGUAUAUUUUUGGUUGUUACCUCAACUUAUAUUAUUGUUAUACGUGGCCGACGAGCAUGUCUAUGGGGUUCUCUCUAUUUGGAUGAUUUUGAUGAAGAAGAUCGUGAUCUAAAACGUGGCAAACCAUUAUAUCUUAGUAGGGAUCGUUUUAAUUUAUUAGAAUCUCAAUGGUUGUCUCAUAAAUUUGCCCAUACAAAACAUACGUGGGUCUUCCAUAGGGAUUUAUUGUGAAAUAUGCAAGAUUUAUUACGUAACAUUCAAGACAUGAUGAUAGUUGAAAUUUAAACCAUUUAUAUAUAUAUAAAAUUAAAACUAACGAUAAAUAAUUGAAAAUAUUAUAUAUAAAUACACAUAUAAUAACAAAUAUUAUAAUAUUAUAUUAAAUUUUUCCUUCCUAUCCCACACAGAAACAUACUACUACACACUCUAUUACUAUCUUAUUAUCUUAUAAAUAUAUGAUUUAAAUUUUAAUAAAAAUAGUUUAUAAAUAAUAAAUUGAUAUUAAAUUAUAAAUAUGUAUUUUUAAAAUGAACAAAAACAAAUAAUAGUUA